UUUCUGCUGCUGCUACCUCCAGUUAAAUAGCAAGGACACGGGAGCGAGCAGACGGCCGUGUGAGGAUAUACUUUUUACGGUACCUUGGGAUUACGACGCGGAAUUGCAGCAUCGACGGCCAACCGACAGGUAAUAUCGACACACGCAUUCUGCCGCCGCUCGUAGAUCCGCGAAAAGGCCCACGAUGUCCAGCGAAGUGCAGAGACCGGACGACAGCCCCAGCACCAGCGGGGGCAGCUCGGAUAUCGAACAAAGAGAAACAGUACCACCGGAACAGGAGCGAGAGCAAGCACAGCCCAAAAAGAAGGAGACUAAGAUCUCGAGUAAAACUGCUGCUAAACUUUCAACUAGUGCCAAGAGGAUUCAGAAGGAACUUGCAGAAAUAACACUAGACCCACCUCCAAACUGCAGCGCUGGCCCUAAGGGAGACAACAUCUACGAGUGGAGGUCGACCAUCUUAGGACCACCGGGCUCCGUCUAUGAGGGAGGGGUCUUCUUCCUAGACAUUGCCUUCACACCAGACUACCCCUUCAAACCCCCCAAGGUAACGUUCCGUACAAGGAUCUAUCACUGCAACAUUAACAGUCAGGGUGUGAUCUGCCUGGACAUCCUGAAAGACAACUGGAGCCCUGCACUCACCAUCUCCAAGGUCCUGCUGUCCAUCUGCUCCCUGCUCACAGACUGUAACCCAGCCGACCCUCUGGUGGGAAGCAUCGCCACACAGUACCUGACCAACAGAACAGAGCAUGACAGAAUAGCCAAACAAUGGACAAAGAGAUACGCCACAUAGACGCGAGGACCGGGACCCUGCCCCCCUCAACCCCCCCACUGUACCUCUCUCUACCUCUGUCACCCUUAGUCUGUCAAAGCACACUCACUAAGUGCAACGCCACCCCCUCCUCCGUCAUCAUCUUCCUCCUCUUCCUCCUCCUCCCUAACAUUUUAUCUACCUUUUCUGUGUAAAAAGAAAAAAAUAAACAAAAAUCCAACAAAAAUGUCUUUUUGUUCCUUGUUGACUUGAAAGCUUCUUUUUUAUACAAAGAGUAGAUUUGGGAUUUUUAUUUUCCAAUAUCUGAAUGUUGGAAGUAUUGUAUUGGAAAAAAAGUACAGAAUAUUAUAAUUAUCAUACGCUUUGUCCUUCAGCUUCUACAGUAUGUAUUCUCAUUUGGAACAAACAUGCAGACUCUAUGCUUUUAGAGUUUCUCCUUUUGUUUUGUAUUUGUCAUCAGUAUGUUAUCUGCAUGGAACAGGAAGGUUUGCAUCGAUGGAUUCUUCAUGCUUUUCCAAGCUUCCUCUUUUUCUUUUUUCUUUUGUUUUUCUUCUUUUUUUUUUUGUUUGUACUGUAUGUAUUUUUUCAAAGGCUUUUGAGGCAGACCACAAAAGUAUAGGUCUGCCUGUGAAAGAGGCAGGACUUGUAUAAUUACUGGCUACCCGCCACCUCUGCAAUUGCAGAGUGGUUUUGUUGUGCACUUGUAUUACUGAAGCACCCAAUAAAACACACUGUGGUUGGCUUGUGA
Sphaeramia orbicularis (orbiculate cardinalfish) is the source of this 1517-nucleotide messenger RNA. RefSeq names its product ubiquitin-conjugating enzyme E2E 2 (gene ube2e2). The transcript has 6 exons. Bases 185 to 790 code for a protein of 201 amino acids. The record is from RefSeq and is a predicted model, not a curated record. NCBI's taxonomy places the organism in Eukaryota, Metazoa, Chordata, Actinopteri, Kurtiformes, Apogonidae.